ACUGCCCAAAAUCUCACGGGUGCGCACACUCGGUCGCGCAGUUCCGCUCCCCUACCUGAGUCACCCGCUAUACGCCACGUAAUACACGUAAAACUAAACCUCACAUUCGCUGCUUUAGCUUCUUCUGCAACACCCUUCCUUCCGACGCAUAGAACCUCUCUCCACCAAGCAAGCAAGCACUUACCACACCUACCACCCAAACCAACAACCACAGCCGCAAAUAUGCUAGGAAUCGCCGAUAUGCAGCCCAGGCAACUUGCCGCGCAAAUUCUCAACUUCGCACUCGUCCUCUCUACCGCUUUCAUGAUGUGGAAGGGUCUCUCCGUCGUAUCCGACUCGCCCUCACCCAUUGUCGUCGUACUCUCCGGAUCCAUGGAGCCUGCGUUCCAGCGAGGUGAUCUGCUAUUCUUGUGGAACAGGGGGGCGGAUACGCAAGUGGGCGAGAUUGUCGUUUAUAAUGUAAAGGGCAAGGACAUCCCGAUUGUGCAUCGUGUUGUGAGGAGAUAUGGGGGAGGUAAAACACCCCUCCGCCUCCUCACCAAGGGCGACAACAACCUCGCAGACGACACCGAACUCUACGCCGCCGGUCAAUCCUUCCUCAAUCGCCAAGAAGAUGUCAUCGGAAGCGUUGUCGGCUUCAUACCUUUUGUCGGAUACGUUACCAUUCUACUAAGUGAGCACCCAUGGCUCAAACAAGUCAUGUUGGGUUUGAUGGGUGUCAUGGUCGUGCUGCAGAGAGAAUAAUCAGCAUAUGUUAGUAAACACGGACAUUUGGGAGUUUAGCACUCAUCAGAGAUGGUCGAAGAGGCGCAAAGUGCCGGAAAAAAGUAGGAUGGCUUUCUUGGCGUAAACUGCUGUAUAUUUGCUGGACGGUGAUGAAGAGGUGGCAAGCUCAGGCGUUUAUAACAUAUCUCCCUGAAGAUACUUGUGAUGUAUUGAAAACACUAAAAAUAAAUACCAACUGCCGUGC
Pyrenophora tritici-repentis Pt-1C-BFP is the source of this 970-nucleotide messenger RNA. Its product is annotated as LepB, Signal peptidase I. Gene Ontology annotation, cellular component: signal peptidase complex; membrane. The record is from RefSeq and is a predicted model, not a curated record. NCBI's taxonomy places the organism in Eukaryota, Fungi, Ascomycota, Dothideomycetes, Pleosporales, Pleosporaceae. Gene Ontology annotation, molecular function: serine-type endopeptidase activity.